UGAUUUUACUAAAGAGAGGCAAACUUGUGACUUUGCUAUGACUUUGGGCUCUGGAUCCAUAAGCGGAUAUUGCGCCCCAGAAUAAAGGAGUCUGUCAGCUGGGGAGGACCCUUGAUCCAAGAUCUUGCCCUUGGAUGAUUUUGCCCUGUAUUUCUGGACAGUUCCUAAUGAGUUCUGUGAGGUGGAAGGAAGACAGUACAUUUUAAGGGUUGAAGAAAGUCUGGGUUGUGCUGCUCUCCAGUGCCUACUUGGUUUGAAAAUUGUGCUCUACCCACGAGCCUUGUUGCGGCCCCAUGGACCUGAGUGUCCAGGGCUGGACCGGGGGGGCGGGUCACAUCGUGAGGGUAGAGAUGCUAGCACAGGAACAAGUCUGGGGUAAAGAGCCUUGAUUAGGUUUUUUGUGGUGGUAGCAGCUUGCUGUUGGUUCUUGCUGGGUAGGGGUGGGAUAUAGCUGGGCUCUCUCCUCCCACUUCACUGCUAUAUUGGAGGGGCUUCUCCUUUCAGGCCAGGCCAUGAGUUAUUGAAAACCUGGGCAGAAGCCAAGGCAUGUGGUCCUUGGUUAUCUCUGCUUCUAGAACAAGGACAGUGGCCAAGGCGUGCAGUCCCCAGUCAUCUCUGCUUCCAGAACCAGGAUGGACAGCCAAGGCGUGCAGUCCCUGGUCAUCUCUGCAUCCAGAACCAGAAUGUUGGCUCAGCCAUGUGGUCCUUGGUCAUCUCUGCUUCCAAAACCAGGAUGGACAGCCAAGGUGUGCAAUCCCUGGUCAUCUCUGCUUCCAAAACCAGGAUGGACAGCCAAGGUGUGCAAUCCCUGGUCAUCUCUGCUUCCAGCCAGGAUGGAUGGCCAAGUCAUGGGACAUUUUUUUUCGCAACACCAAUGCUGGAGCCCCUCCGGGCACUGCCUACCAGAGCCCCCUUCCCCUGAGCCGAGGCUCCUUGGCUACCGUGGCCCACGCACAGUCCCUGGUGGAGGCACAGCCCAACGUGGACAAGCUCGUGGAGGACCACCUGGCGGUGCAGUCUCUCAUCAGGGCAUAUCAGAUACGAGGGCACCAUGUAGCACAGCUGGACCCCCUGGGGAUUUUGGAUGCUGAUCUGGACUCCUCCGUGCCCGCUGACAUUAUCUCAUCCACAGACAAACUUGGAUUCUAUGGCCUGGACGAGUCUGACCUUGACAAGGUCUUCCACUUGCCCACCACUACUUUCAUCGGGGGACAGGAGUCAGCACUUCCUCUACGGGAAAUCAUUCGUCGGCUGGAGAUGGCCUACUGCCAGCACAUUGGGGUGGAGUUCAUGUUCAUCAACGACCUGGAGCAGUGCCAGUGGAUCCGGCAGAAGUUUGAAACCCCCGGGAUCAUGCAGUUCACAAAUGAGGAGAAACGGACCCUGCUGGCCAGGCUCGUGCGGUCCACCAGGUUUGAGGAGUUCUUGCAGCGGAAGUGGUCCUCUGAGAAGCGCUUUGGCCUGGAAGGCUGUGAGGUGCUGAUCCCUGCCCUUAAGACCAUCAUCGACAAGUCAAGUGAGAAUGGCGUGGACUACGUGAUCAUGGGCAUGCCUCACAGGGGGCGGCUGAACGUGCUCGCAAAUGUCAUCAGGAAGGAGCUGGAGCAGAUUUUCUGUCAGUUCGAUUCAAAGCUGGAGGCAGCUGAUGAGGGCUCCGGAGACGUAAAGUACCACCUGGGCAUGUACCACCGGAGGAUCAACCGUGUGACAGACAGGAACAUCACCCUGUCCCUGGUGGCCAACCCUUCCCACCUCGAGGCCGCUGACCCUGUGGUGAUGGGCAAGACUAAAGCUGAGCAGUUUUACUGUGGGGACACCGAAGGGAAAAAGGUCAUGUCCAUCCUGCUGCAUGGGGAUGCUGCAUUUGCUGGCCAGGGCAUCGUCUACGAGACCUUUCACCUCAGCGACCUGCCGUCCUACACGACGCAUGGCACUGUGCACGUGGUCGUCAACAACCAGAUCGGCUUCACCACAGACCCGAGGAUGGCCCGCUCUUCCCCCUACCCCACCGAUGUGGCCCGAGUGGUAAAUGCCCCCAUCUUCCACGUGAACUCAGAUGACCCUGAAGCUGUCAUGUACGUGUGCAAGGUGGCAGCCGAGUGGAGAAGCACCUUCCACAAGGACGUGGUCGUCGAUUUGGUGUGUUACCGUCGCAACGGCCACAAUGAGAUGGACGAGCCCAUGUUCACGCAGCCACUCAUGUACAAGCAGAUCCGCAAGCAGAAGCCCGUGCUGCAGAAGUACGCUGAGCUGCUGGUGUCGCAGGGCGUGGUCAACCAGCCGGAGUAUGAGGAGGAAAUCUCCAAGUACGAUAAGAUCUGUGAGGAAGCUUUUGCCAGAUCCAAAGACGAGAAAAUUUUGCACAUCAAGCACUGGCUUGACUCUCCCUGGCCUGGCUUCUUCACCCUGGAUGGGCAGCCCAGGAGCAUGUCCUGCCCCUCCACGGGCCUGACAGAGGAUAUUCUGACACACAUUGGGAACGUGGCCAGCUCUGUGCCCGUGGAGAACUUUACCAUUCAUGGAGGACUGAGCCGGAUCUUAAAAACUCGUGGGGAGCUGGUUAAGAACCGGACCGUGGACUGGGCUCUGGCAGAGUACAUGGCGUUUGGCUCACUGCUGAAGGAGGGCAUCCACAUCCGGCUGAGCGGCCAGGAUGUGGAACGCGGCACGUUCAGCCACCGCCACCACGUGCUCCAUGACCAGAAUGUGGACAAGAGAACUUGCAUCCCCAUGAACCACCUGUGGCCCAAUCAGGCCCCCUACACCGUGUGCAACAGCUCACUGUCUGAGUAUGGUGUGCUGGGCUUCGAGCUGGGCUUCGCCAUGGCCAGUCCUAAUGCCCUGGUCCUCUGGGAAGCCCAGUUUGGUGAUUUCCACAACACUGCCCAGUGCAUCAUCGACCAGUUCAUCUGCCCAGGACAAGCCAAGUGGGUGCGGCAGAAUGGCAUCGUCCUGCUGCUGCCCCAUGGCAUGGAGGGCAUGGGCCCAGAACAUUCCUCCGCCCGCCCGGAGCGGUUCCUACAGAUGUGCAAUGAUGACCCAGAUGUCCUCCCAGACCUUCAGGAAGCCAACUUUGACAUCAAUCAGCUGUACGACUGCAAUUGGGUCGUUGUCAACUGCUCCACCCCUGGCAACUUCUUCCACGUGCUACGACGCCAGAUCUUGCUGCCCUUCCGGAAGCCGUUAAUUAUCUUCACCCCCAAAUCCCUGCUGCGCCACCCUGAGGCCAGAACCAACUUUGACGAGAUGCUUCCAGGAACCCACUUCCAGCGGGUGAUCCCAGAAGAUGGCCCUGCAGCUCAGGACCCAGAAAACGUCAAGAGGCUUCUCUUCUGCACCGGCAAGGUGUACUACGACCUCACUCGAGAGCGCAAAGCACGGGACAUGGUGGAGCAGGUGGCCGUCACAAGGAUCGAGCAGCUGUCACCAUUCCCCUUCGACCUCCUGCUGAAGGAGGUGCAGAAGUAUCCCAACGCUGAGCUGGCCUGGUGCCAGGAGGAGCACAAGAACCAAGGCUACUAUGACUAUGUGAAGCCAAGACUUCGGACCACCAUCAGCCGCGCGAAGCCCGUCUGGUAUGCUGGUCGGGACCCAGCGGCUGCUCCAGCCACUGGCAAUAAAAAGACCCACCUGACAGAGCUGCAGCGCCUCCUGGACACGGCCUUUGACCUGGACGCCUUCAAGAACUUCUCGUAGAGCUGUUAGGGUUGUUUGGGCUGCUGUCCUCUCCACAUCCAUGACUGCCCCUCGCUUUCCAACUAAAUAGUGCCUCAGCGCUGCCCACACCUCUGCCCUUCUCGCUGUGCCGCGCACCCCUCCCCUGCUCUUGUAGGACUUAGGCUGUUGUCCCCUCAAGUGCUUGGCUGCCCACCGGCCAGACACUGCCAGGCUGUGCUGACUUCCGUCAAGCUGAGCAGCUCUGCAGAGGCGGUGCGGAGCAGGAAGAGCCAAGGGAGCCCUACAGGAUGUCCUUGGGGAGGGUCAGCUCUGGCCGUGACCACCCCCACCUGCAUUGCCCCCCAGGGUAGGGACUAGGCCUCGUGUGGCUUCCCAGUGUGUUGGCAACCUUGUCACCCAGCAAGGCACAGGCUCUUGUGUCUGAGGCCAGGGUAGUUUCAUCUUGGGGCCAAGCCUUAGAAUCUAUGGAGGAGUCCAGAGUGAGAUCUAGCCAUAUCUAGCAGAGGUUUCUAGAACGGGCCUUAGCUGUGGGGUGAACUGAGGACGACACGAGGCAGCUGGCAGGAGAGAGCCUUGGCCUGAGUUGGCACAGAGAGGGCAGGUUUGGUCUGUGCAGUAUCCGUUUUCUGUUGCCCCUUCAAGGGUCCCGGGCUCUGCAUGGGGCCAGGCAUGCCCCUCAACCCUGCCUGGGGCUGGGCAGCACCUGGAGCCCACAAGGUCUGUGUGGCCAGGAAGCCUUGCUGGGGUCCCCACAGCCAGGCACUGGCUGCUCUGUCUUGGGCCUGCUGACCCUUCCACCUCCACCCACUCUGCCCGUGGCCUCCCCUCCUCCCACACCACCAACCACUCUUCUUCCUUUCUUUCUGCUAUUUCCCUUUAACCCAGUGGAGACUUUCUGAUGCAUCGUUUUCUUUGCUGUGCCAAAGCAGGUCAGAAGGAGGGACAGGAGGGGCAGGGGUGAGGGGCAGGCUGUGGCCAAGGGGCCAGCUGCACUUCAUCCAUCACUUUGACCUUCACAGGGACAAAUCUGAUUUAUUUAUUUUGGUUAAAAAAAAAAAGCAAAAACAACUUUGCAUUGCAUUGGCUUGACCCAUAAACUAAGUUAUCCAUGG
Lemur catta (Ring-tailed lemur) is the source of this 4790-nucleotide messenger RNA. It is a transcript of the gene OGDH, whose product is annotated as oxoglutarate dehydrogenase. NCBI's taxonomy places the organism in Eukaryota, Metazoa, Chordata, Mammalia, Primates, Lemuridae. Gene Ontology annotation, cellular component: oxoglutarate dehydrogenase complex; mitochondrion. The transcript is spliced from 22 exons. Bases 547 to 3696 code for a protein of 1049 amino acids. Gene Ontology annotation, molecular function: oxoglutarate dehydrogenase (succinyl-transferring) activity; thiamine pyrophosphate binding. The record is from RefSeq and is a predicted model, not a curated record. Gene Ontology annotation, biological process: tricarboxylic acid cycle.